Molecule: messenger RNA, 5140 nt
Organism: Lepisosteus oculatus (spotted gar)
Lineage: Eukaryota; Metazoa; Chordata; Actinopteri; Semionotiformes; Lepisosteidae
Source: RefSeq, a predicted model, not a curated record
GCUUUUGAAGACCAAGCGGAGAAAAUCGCGAGAGAGCGAUUAUUCCUACGCCUACAACAACUGUUAAAGAGUGAAGCAUCCUUCAGAAACCGCCUGUGUCGAUAAAGAAGAUUAUGCAGUAACUGUAUGAGGAAAGUGGACUGCGCGUAAUGAGAGUUGUUUAAUUUGUUGGGAACGAACGCAUAAAUACAAGGACUAGCGUUAAUUUUUCACGGGCAGUCUGUGACUAAUUGUAAAGCUCGGCUGUUAUGCUCAGAAGUUGGGAGAUGCGUCUUUGAACAGUUAAACAGGAAUCCUGUAUCAUCGCAAGGACGGUGACGAAAGAUAUUGGCAGAUCGCUCUCGCCACUAUGACAACUGGUGCAAACCUAUUCAUGAGAACCCUAUGUAAAUAAUAAAAUAUCGCCAUUGUCAACACAAAAUAUAAAUACCUACAAUACAAACGAAACAACAGUACAUAUAACCUAUCAAUACCAUCGUCUGGAGUACAUACUGUAGGGCAAUUGCAUUUAAAAAAAAAGUUUAAACAACCUAAAGAUAAGCUCCGCACAGCUUUCAUGUCCUUGCAUUUAAAAAUAGUAUUUUAGAUAGGACCUUCCGUCUAUUUUAAACGUGGGUAUCAUCCCAGACCAUGUCACUUUUAGAAUUGAAUAACGUGCGAGUAUAAACACAGCAGCAGGUGACCCCUGUCCCGACUCCCUAACUCAGAAAAGCAGCCCGGAGCGGACACGCGUUUGACGCACCAGUCCGGCGUGACCCAUACAUAUUAAAAAGAGGGGCGGGAGUUACUGGAGUUUGCCUUGAGGGAAACAGGGGGAUUAUGUGCUUAUGUAAAAGGCAACGGAGGUUGUUUUUUUUUUUUAUUUCCCGGAGCGAAAACGCAAUCUGCGCAGUAUUUACCACCUUUAAUUCCGGCAGCCGGCCCCUCCGUCCGACGAGGUGUGAAUCGAUCGGGGUAGCAUGGCGUCGUUUUUCACGGGACGGGAUGUUUUGCAAUGGAACAGGAGCGCCGUGUUUGCAUUAAAAAAAUAAAUAAAUUUCUCGUCUGUAACCACGGAUUAAUGAGCACAGACCGCAGCACGACCACACAGUCUCCUGUAAGAAACAUCCGAUGGGGGCUGACGUCAGUAACCACAGUAAGGGCCAGCCCCUGCUGGAGGACCCCCGCUGCGCACCGGGGUGGAGGGGUCUGCUCUCCAGCGUGGGCCUGUCUUUCCCUGCGGGGCUCUGCCGCUGGGGGGGGCUGCGCUUCGCCCCUCGCCGCACGAUCACGGAGGGGAGGCGGCCCGAGCCCCCGGCGCCCGAGGAGCCCUUCCUGGAGUGGCCUCUGCCCGGCUUCAUCUCCCUCUUCCUGCCCGAGUUCCCGCAUCGCAGCCGCCUCCCGGGUCCGGAGCGCUUCCAGAUCCUGGGCUGCAUCGCUAAGGGCUCCUAUGGUCCCAUCCUGAAGGUGAGGGACCGGACACAGCAGAGGACGUACGCAGUGAAGGUUUUGCCCAAAUGUGAGAUCCUGAGACAUGGGGUCCUGGCGCAGUCCAAGGAGGAGGUCACCAUCCAGAGGCAGGUCCGCCACCCUUUCCUCCACACGCUGCAGGACUGCUGGCAGACCCAGCGCCACCUCUUCAUUAUGUGUGAGUACUGCAGCACCGGAGAUCUCUACACCUACUGGACCAUGGCCGGCCGGUUUGGGGAGGAGGCGGUCCGCGUGUUUGCGGCUGAGCUGGGCUCUGCGCUGGGAUUCCUGCAUGACUUUGGGAUUAUUCACCGGGAUGUGAAGAUGGAGAAUGUUUUGUUAAAUGACCAAGACCCGACAAGUUAUUUAUUUCUUCUUUUCUGUAGUUUUAUAUCUCUUAUUUGGACGCGGGGGCUUGUAUGCAUUAGCCCUGAUUUUGGAAUUGACAGUACAUCCAUACUAAAACAGGCAGCGCUCGCAAAACGUUGCCUUACUGUCAUUCUUCUGUCAGUGUUGUCAGCAUCGCAGAGUGGGACUUUAACAGCACUCUGUCGCCCUUCGUCACCGACAGCUCCCGAGGUCCUGAGUGGGGGGCCGUACAACCACGCAGCUGACUGGUGGUCUCUAGGCGUUCUGCUGUUUUCGUUGGCUACAGGGAAGCCUCUGUCCCUGCACAAAAGUGGGGACAUGUCGUGUGCAUUCUCGAACGGGCAAAAUUCCUGUAAACGUGGCAGUAGCGCUGUGCUGCUAAACCCAUUCCGUCUCGUCUGUCCCAGUACAGAACCGACAGUACGAGGAACAUCACAUGUUCAUUCGCGGCGAACAGGAUCGAUUCAAAGUGGUCGAGGUCAAUUAAAUAAGUUCCCUGUGGCCCCCAGGCCGGAUCACCGCUCCAUGCUGCAGGAGGUGAGGAGCUGUGGGUACGAGAUGCCGGACACCUUCAGCCCCGAGCUCGGCCUGCUGAUCAGCGAGCUGCUCUGCCAGAACCCGAUGUGCCGCCUGCGCCGCCUGGAGCGCUUCAGGAAGCAGCCCUUCUUUCGGGGAGUGACCUUUGACCCCCAGCUGCUGCAGAAGACGCCCGUGUGCCUCAUCCUGGAGCUGAAGCAGCGGCCGGACCGCCCUGCCCGAGCUGGGCGGGGCCUGGAGCUCGACGUCUUCAAGACCUUCGACCUGGACCUCACCCCACUGCCGGGUGACGUCAACCGGGGCCAGGAGACCGCGCAGGGGAGUGCGCGCUGAGCAGCGGUGAUCCCCCUUUUUAUACGCCUUUGGAAAAACGCAAUCCCUCCUUCCUGAUGUGUGACCAGCAGCCUGUACAGCUGGAAAGAGGAUAAGACUUCCCUACCUCCUGCCCAAGACUGUCGAGACCCAUGAGGAUUGGAAAUGUUUGGGGAGGCUGAUCAGUUUGAGGGUUCUACACUUUUCACGAGCCUGUGACUCUUCACAGGAUGUCCAAAACAGGCAAGAGAUCGCCUGUUCUCAGAGUGGGUUGUGUCAGCUUCGGAGGGAAAGAGUCCGGGGCCAGUGCAGGUCCCAGCCAGUGAAGGAAUAAUGCGCUGCUUAAUGUGUGAGGAAAGAUGAGAGAGAAAUCUCGCUGUCCCCUAACACGGAGGACUGAGCCCAGAGAGCCCUGAUCUGUUAAGUCUUCUAGGUCAUCCUAAAACAUCUGUAUAUUGGAACACCUGUAGCAAUCGGAUCUUUUAAACAAGCAAUGAGAUCAUUUAAUUUCUUAAUAACUUAACCAAUUACAAUUGAUCACAACUGAUGUUUUACAGUUAGGUAUGUAAGUGCUGUGUUGGAGCCACAUAGGCCCAUCAGCCCAGAGCCUUCAUUCAUCCUGGUUUCCAUGCCGUUAAGCCACCAUGUGAGCACAUGACUCUGUUCUUGCUCUUGUGACCUCUGGAUCGUUCUUCGCUCCUAGUGCUGGGGUCCGUGGGGGGGGGGGCUGACUUUGCCACCAACGCCUUUGAGGAUCGGAGGAUUUUGACCUGGAUCAGGUCCGCUCCUGGUCUUCUCUGUUCAAGACGUUCCUUCAGCCCAGUCCCAGUCCCAGUCUCAGUCCCAGUCCCAGUCCCUUGGGCCCUGGGGUGUACCUGGCUGCUCUUCCCUGGGCCGAUUCCAGAACCACAACUUCAGCUGCAGUCUCAUACUUAGCUACCUCCUCCUGUAGCUCACUAGCUGCCCAGAGACCUCUUCACCGAGCACUGCAGCUGUACAGAAGCACGGCUUUUAAAACACGCCGGCCAGCCAGUAGCUCUCAAAAUGGUCAAGCCCUGAGGCUCCCUCUCCUCUGCUGUGGCUCUCUCAGUACAGUGACAGCUGGAGCCCAGAUGAGCUCCUGACCGGCUUAGAGAGACAGAUCCUCUCUCCUUGAGGGCUCUUAGUUUGUUUUUUUCUGUGUGAUCCCAAUCCUAACAGCUCCUUCAGAGAUUACUCAUCUGAUUUAGAGAAUUAUCCCUUUAAGAUCACAGAAGGUGAGGCGUGAUUAUUUCUCCCAGGGACAGAGCUACAAUACAGUGAGUAUUAAAGAAGACGCUGCAGGUCAGGUUAUACACAAAACAGUAAAACGCAAAGAGAAACAGGUGAAAAACUAUGCAAUUACCAGCCAGACCUCGUUAUUACACAGUCUUCCAUCUCACACGGUCACUAAAAACUCACACGGUCAUUAGAUGGGUGUGAUACUUUGCUAGAUUGCCAGUGGUCAGUCUGUCCGGUGGUGGUCGGCCAAGCUGAAGUGCUCCAGGGGGUGACGUGUGAAAUGCUAUAUACACUGCCAUUCUGAUUUCCCCUGUCUAGCUCAGGAAUCAGGUUGCCUACAGAGGGCUCCUAUUUUAAAAGGCCAAAAACGCAAGGUCAGUUGGACAAGUCAUUUUUUAACAAAACUUCCAGUAUCCAUUGUCUUCCAUGAAAAUGAUCUAUAAAGAUUUUGGUUGCGUCGAUUUUGCUGUGCUUGAGCAUGUCUCCGCGUGUUUCUGUGUAGGGUUGACAGCCUCAAGGUGACACAGCUCACCCAUGACCAAUCAUGGGCUGCACCACCUGUGCCCUGUGAUAGGAGGCUCGAUUCAGGUCUGUAUGGGUUGGUGUACACUCCUACUAGCCCCAUCGUUCUUGAUCUUGCCACUUAUUAACCAGCUGUACCUGUGGCACAGAGCUACACCAUCAGUCAGGUUCAAAACAUGACAUGUCACGCUGUCUUUUCCCCUCAUGGCUUAUGAGCAGGGUGUCAGUUCAGCAUAUUCAGCUGGAUGAACCAAUUGCCUCUAGCUGAGUGCGUCUCAUGCCAAACAGUGCUGCCCAUCACUUCAAACAUGGGAGUGUCCCAUUGUGUCAAGCAAUAACUGUCUUGUUCCGUUUGUUGUUGUUUUGCUAGAAAACCACACCUCCAAGAAGAAGACACCCGUUUAAUUGAUGUAGGAAACUGAUUGUGGAUUUAGUCGUGUGACUUUAUGUAAUCCCUAUGUUUUCAGAAUUUUAAUGAAUUUCCUGUGUUGGCUCUUCAGUUUCUACCCUUUACCCAAGACAGUCACCUGAUCACCAAUCAGCUGUGUUUUAUGUAAUGGUAUUUGUCUCGUGUUUUGUUUUGUCAGCAGGUGGUCUGGAUUUUUUUUUCCUGGUCUCCCAUGUCCUGAUUUCCUCUCGGACAUUUCAUUACUUGAUUCCAUUUUUAAAUAAAUAUUCUAGUACAUCCUUA